Molecule: messenger RNA, 2234 nt
Organism: Alligator sinensis (Chinese alligator)
Lineage: Eukaryota; Metazoa; Chordata; Crocodylia; Alligatoridae
Product: V-set and immunoglobulin domain-containing protein 4-like
Exons: 9
Coding region: 377-1564 (395 amino acids)
Biological process (GO): negative regulation of T cell proliferation; negative regulation of macrophage activation; negative regulation of interleukin-2 production
Molecular function (GO): complement component C3b binding
Source: RefSeq, a predicted model, not a curated record
CAGGGCGUUAAGAUUGGGUGAGCAGCUAAGGGAAUUAGCUGAACAUAGUGGAAUUGGCUGAACAAGGAGACUGGGUCUUUAAACCAACAUCGGGGAACAGGGACAGGAGAGGUGGAUCUGAGCAGGAGGUAGGGUGCAGGGAGGAGCACUGGGGCUGGAUGAGCAUUCAGAGGGUCAGCCCAGCACCUUCAACCACUGUGCAGACAUUCUCAUGAUUUUUUGUGAAAGAAGGAAGGAAAAAAUCUCAGCAACAGCAGCCCUGGAUCCUAGAAGAUUAUAUAGUGAGUGAAGAAGGGGAAGUAUUGCUGACUUCCCUGCUAAGCCUGGGAGAGCAGGUCUGUCUCAUUAGGCUGAGCACAGAAGAGAGGUAGCCACAAUGCUGGGAGGAAUGGAAAAGUUAGUGGGUAUAGCUGUACUGGUGAACUCCUUCAUUUUCUGCUAUGCCAUCCUGGACCUGAAUGGCACCCAUGAAAUUGAAGGGACAUGGAAGAGUUCGGCCACCUUGCAGUGCGUCUAUGUGCCCUUGGAGAACUAUCAGCAACAAACAGUUGCUUGGACCAUGGAGAGGGAUAACAACCCAGUUACUGUCUUUCGAAGGGAUGGCUCUGGUGAUCACAUCCUGUUGUCACGGUACAGAGACCGAGUCUCUGUACCAAAAUUUCCCCCAGGUGAUGUCUCUCUUCAAAUUCAGAAGCUUGAAAUCCCAGACAGUGGACACUACACUUGCAAAGUCACCUGGAGAACCCAGAAUGACAACCUGAUUACAAAGGAGAUGACCACCACAAUUAGAGUAGUUAAAGUUGCGGUGUCCAAACCCAUCAUCACGCCUGGUCAUCUGGGACUCACUGUGCUGGAAGGAGCUAGGGCAAGCCUGACCUGCUCAGCCAGAGGGUCCCCACCCAUCAGCUACCGAUGGUUCAAGGGGGAGCCGGGAGGCAGUGCAGUGCACCUCAGCAAUCAAGCCGAACUUGUGUUUGACCCCCUGCAAAACUCAGAUGCAGGAAAAUACUACUGUGACGCAGAGAACAGAGCCAGGUCCCUUGUCUCUCAGCAGAGUGAUGCGGUGCAGCUGACUGUGAGAGAGCUCACAGAAACCACAACCACAGUACCCAGUACUGAGGCUACAGUGCACACCACAACCACACCUAUCUUUGAAAGAGAUCUCAGUACAACAGUGGAUUCUGGGAAUGAUGUGGAAAGUGAAACCCUGACUGGAGGUGCCCGGAGAACUGGCCUACCCCUGUAUCUCAUUAUCCCAAUUGCUGUGCUUUGUGCCAUUGUGCUUGUCUCUGUCAUUGCUGUCAUCUUGUGCAGAAGAAAAACCAAAAAUGAUCACCUCUACGAUGUAACAUAUCGUAACUGCAUAAACAGCCAGAGGAGAGAGACUUGCUCAAGAGAGAGUGGUGGGUGCCUCUAUGAGGAAGUACAUUUCGGUGUUGAAAACAAUUACGUGACUGACCCAGUGGAGAACAUUGACUUUGAGAAACUCAGCAGGAGAAAAAGCACUGACUAUGAGACCCUGGUGAAGUCGAUGGAAUCGGAAUAUGAAGUGGGGGGUGUUUAGUAGAACACAAGCUUUCCCACACAUGCAGCCAUGCAGAAGAUGGGGUUGCAGAGCUUAAAGGGUGGCCAUUCCCCUGGGGAACCUAUUUUUCUUGUCUGCCUUUUCCUCUGAUAGGUAUGCUGAACUUGUAGCUUUAUUUGAUUAGGGGCAGCUGAUUCGCCCUCCAGCUCUUCACUGUAUGAAGCUCUUCCCAUUGGUGCAGAAAUCCUCAGCAAAAUAAUUCAUGUGAACAUCUGGGAAAGAAAGGGUCUGGGGAAGAGGUACACAAAAGCCAGGAAGCUGCCAGUUGUGGUAAAAUAGGAGACUGAUGUACCUAGCAAAUGCUUAUGCAACUGGUAGAAACCAAAUCUGCAGGAAGAAUUGGGCAAAAAGAUUGGGCAAAAAAAUUGGUACAUCCCCCUGGUUAGGAACUUUGCUUAGAGAAAGAAAAUUGUUUGCUUCCCCUACUGCAGGCACUGGUUUUACAGUUGAUUUGCAAUCAAGUCUUCUCCCCUAGGUUUGGGUGGAGAUGGAGACAGUAAAAAGGUCAGUAUGGGUUAGCACCCAGGGUGUCAUUGGAGUUCACCAUUCAUUAGAGAAAGGAACAGUCAUUUUUGUAGAUGAUUUUUCCCUUCCUCUUUUCUCCUAGAAGAGCAAAGGGAAGGUUGGGGGAAAUUCUACCACUUCAGUG